CGUAAUUAAUGUAAACCAAUUGCUUUCGCACUUAACCUGCUAUCUUUAUAUUGAAUUAAUACGCCUAGUUGGCCGUAUUUGCAUAUAGAUAUUUUUAAAUAUUAUGUUCAUACCCAUAGGUAUAGUAAGAAAGUAAAUAGCAAGUUGUCAUUUGGCACAUGAAUUAAUCUUUACCGAUUUGUCGGCGUUUAUUAAACUCAAAGUGAUGUUAUGUUCGAUGAAACGCUUGAACGAUGUUUUCGGUAAUUGAUCAUGAUUCAUGAAUGAUCUGUGCUCCAUUGGCUUUGUCUGUACGCGGAACACAGCAACAAAUCUAAAGUACAUGCGACUCUAUUUUCGGAAAUAAACAGGAAUAUUCUUUACUACAUAUAUAUAAAUCAGAAAAUAAAAUUAAUAGGGACGAUUUAGGAAACGUCCCUGCUGCUUAAGGUCUCCAACGUACUUGUUUUAUUUGAUAUCUACGAUUUCAAGGAGUAUAAUCGGACAAAAAUAUGAGGAAAAGAAUGAUGGCGUGUUAGUAGUAGUUGUGGUCCAGUGUGUGUGGGCCGGUGGACGGCUCUGGGUCUGGUGUGAGAGGAACAGAUUGAGGAAGUGUGUGUGGAGAUGAAGGUGGGACAGAAGAACUCAGUGUGUAUCCUGUCCAGUCGAGAGCGAGGAGCACGAGGUCUUGCCUCACACAGGAUCCUACAGCAACUUGUAGAGGAGAAGACACAGCGCAUGAAAUGGCAAAGCCAGAAAGUGGAGUUACCAGACAGCCCCCGCUCGACCUUUCUUCUGGCCUUCAGUCCAGAUAGGUCCUUAAUGGCCUCUACCCAUGUGAACCACAACAUCUACAUCACAGAGGUUAAGACAGGAAGGUGUGUUCACUCUCUGGUGGGCCACCGCCGGACACCCUGGUGCUUGACCUUUCACCCUAGCAUACCUGGCCUUAUUGCUUCUGGCUGCCUGGACGGAGAGGUCCGAAUCUGGGACCUGCAUGGAGGCAGUGAGAGCUGGCUCACAGAGACUAACUCAGCGAUCGCAUCCCUUGCUUUCCAUCCCACGGCUCAGCUGUUGCUCAUUGCCACCAACAACGAGCUGCACCUAUGGGACUGGAGUCGGAAGGAGCCCUUCACUGUGGUGAAGACUGCUAGCGAGACAGAGAGAGUCAGGUUGGUGAGAUUUGAUCCAUUGGGUCACUAUCUUCUAACCGCCAUUGUAAACCCUUCAAACCAACAGAAUGAUGAUGAUCCUGAGAUUCCAAUGGACAGUGUGGAGAUGCCUCAUCUCCGUCAGCGCUCCUUCCUGCAGUCCCAGCCUGUAAGACGCACACCCAUCUUGCACAAUUUCUUGCACAUCCUUACUUCCCGCAACUCAGUCUCUCAGACUGGAGGUACUCCUGCUGCUUCCACUGAUGAGGCCUCCGAUUCGUCUGGGCGUUACGCUGUUUUGAGGGAUCGUUCCCGGCUGCCAUACCAUGGUUGCGUUCAGCCACUCGGAGUGGUAUGUUUCUGUAGCCGUUGCUCAUCAACGCAGGUUCCGUCUCCGCCUGAUGAGGACUCUUCAGACUCCGCCUCCCUGGAGGGACAAUCAAACGCAUCCACCUUUUCUUCUGCACGCACAGAGCCGCGAAUACCGCGGUUUCCUGUUGAAUCUCGUGUUGUAUAUCGGCCCUCAGCAUUUAGCAGCGUGUACGGUGGCGGGAGCAACAUGCGGAACCUUUCUUCUAGCUCUGGAAGGAGGGGAGUGGCUGGAAUGGCGCCAAUCCCACCUUUCCGGCAGCACCCGCUAGGCAGGGAAGGUGGAGGCCGUUUCCCUGGGGCAGACUGGACAGGCAGUGUGCUUAAUGGAAGAGGUAGUAGUAUGACUCCACCCAGAACCAGUGCUUCCUCUGUCAGCCUGCUUUCUGUCCUGCAACAGCAAGGGACUUCCAGCCAAUCACCUGUUUACACCACUGCUAGUGAUGGAUGGGGCUUUCCUCAUAGCAGUGGCAGCUCAUCAGGGACUAGUUCUAGCAGGCACCGCCCACCGCAGGAAGAGGGGCACAACAGCCCUUCUUCCAUCCGCAAUGUUCUGCAGUGUAACCUUAACCGCUAUUUCAUGGAGUAUGAGCAAAUGCAGGACCUAGUGCAGCCACUAGAGGGCAGCAGGCAGGACCAGCAGACUCAGGAAAUGAUAAAUAACAACAUGGACCCAGAACAACCGGGCCCAUCUCAUUACCAGCCACUCUACAACAGCGAAAACCAUUCCCACAGUCACAUGAAUCGCUGUAGAGUCUGCCACAACCUCUUCACCUAUAAUCGGGGUACUCAGCGCUGGGAGAGAACAGGUCAGCCGACAUCUGCUGAGAGAAACUCAGCUUGGCAACCUACUAGUCCUGCCUUCCACAACGUAGCCCCAGUCUCUCAUUCUGAUCAUCACCUACUUGUACGCACACCUAUGGAGCCCAGCCCAGACGCCACAGAGCCUCACGUACACUUUUCCCGCAGCACAGCUACCAAUCAGCAUGAGGAUCAGGCUGUCGGGCUGGUCUUCAACCAGGAAACUGGCCAACUAGAGCGUGUUUACAGACAAUCUGCAACCUCUCAUUCAGCAAACGUAUCACAAGAAGCCUUAAACCAGGAAAUGCCUGACGACACACAAGACGAUGAUUACCUACGCAGGAGGCUGCUGGAGUCAUCCAUGAUGUCUCUUUCCAGAUAUGACGUCUCUGGAUCACGAGACCACCCCAUCUACCCCGACCCGGCCAGGUUGUCCCCUGCAGCAUAUUAUGCACAACGUAUGAUCCAGUAUUUGUCUCGGCGUGACAGCAUUCGGCAGCGCUCUCUCCGUCCCCCCAGCAGACCUCGACCCCUCUCCUCUAAUUCCAACAGCCUCUCCCCUGGCCCCGCCCCCAGUGUGGAGAACAGCGAAGUUGAUUUUGAGGAGUUUGAGGAAAGUGGAAGCAGACAUAGGGCUCCUCGUAAUGCACGCAUGUCUGCCCCCUCCCUUGGUCGCUUUGUACCCAGGCGCUUCCUCCUGCCGGAGUUUUUGCCGUAUUCUGGAAUCUUCCAUGAGCGAGGGCAGCCAGGCCUGGCAACACACUCAUCCGUCAAUAGGGUCCUCGCAGGUGCUGUAAUUGGAGACGGUCAAUCUGCAGUAGCCAGCAACAUUGCUAACACAACCUAUCGUCUACAGUGGUGGGACUUCACCAAAUUCGACUUGCCCGAGAUCAGUAAUGCUUCUGUUAACGUAUUGGUGCCCAACUGUAAGAUCUACAAUGACGCGAGCUGUGAUAUCUCAGCGGACGGGCAGUUGCUGGCUGUAUUCAUUCCCAGCAGUCAGAGGGGUUUCCCUGAUGAGGGCAUUUUGGCUGUGUACUCCCUCGCCCCGCAAAACCUGGGAGAGAUGCUCUACUCCAAGAGAUUUGGUCCAAAUGCCAUCUCUGUCAGUUUGUCUCCGAUGGGUCGUUACGUGAUGGUGGGUCUGGCGUCUCGUCGCAUCCUGCUGCAUCAGAUCACCGAUCACAUGGUGGCACAGGUCUUCAGACUGCAGCAGCCCCACGGAGGAGAGACAUCCAUGAGGAGGGUGUUUGAUGUGGUGUAUCCAAUGGCCCCAGACCAGCGGAGACAUGUCAGUAUAAAUUCUGCACGUUGGCUGCCAGAACCAGGGCUUGGGCUCGCUUAUGGAACCAACAAAGGAGAUCUGGUCAUCUGCAGACCUGUUGAUGUACAUUCAGAUGGCAACGGCACUUCUGAACACUCUGAGAGAAUGUUCACCAUCAAUAAUGGUGGAGGGGUUGGAACCAGCAGCAGCAGGGGUGGAGACAGGGCAGGGAACAGCAGGACUGACUGGCGCUCACACAGAGAGAUGGGCCUGAUGAAUGCGAUUGGUCUGCAGCCACGACAUCCUGCCCCCACUGUUACAUCACAGGGGACGCAGACACAGACUUUACAGCUACAGAAUGCGGAGACACAAACAGACCAUGACCUUCCAGAUAACCCUGAGCAGCCCAGCACUUCUCAGGGGUCACAGGUUACUGAUGGUCAGACAUCAUUACUGAGCUCAGCCUCAGACUCUCUGGAUUUAGAGACUCUCCCAGAGGAUUCUGGGUCUGAGGUGGUACCAGAGACGCCCCCCCACAGUCGACCUCAGGAAGAUGAAGGGUCAGAUCUCACUGAACCCAGCACAGACAGCACAGGUCAGGCAGAGUAUGUUUCUCGUAUCCGAAGGCUAAUAGCUGAGGGAGGCAUGACUGCGGUUGUCCAGCGUGAGCAGAGCACCACAAUGGCUUCCAUGGGCAGCUUUGGCAACAGCAUCAUUGUCAGCCACCAUAUUCACCGUGGCUCCCAGACAGGAGCGGACGCACAAAGCCGUACUCAUUUGAGUCCUAUUCCUGGUCCCUCCUCUAGUGCCCCUGAGACUUUGGCUGGAGCUGCAGGUUCGUACACCUGCAUCCUAACCAACGCACUGGGCCUUCAUACCGACACAGUUCAGGGCACCUCUACAGACAUAGACCUAACACCCGACGUAGAACAGGAGAGAUUUCACACAUCCCUGCUUUCCCAGGAGUUUUCACCUCUUUUCUCAUCUGCUGUAAACAUAAACGGACCUUCUGCUUCCAUGGAAACAGACAAUGUCUUGGAGGGGGAGGAGCUCCAAGACUAUGAGUCACUCCCUCCAUCUUUACUCUCAUCCUCACCAUCUCUUUCUCCAGUGAAUAACAGUAACUACAACAACAGUGAUAGUAGUUACCAUGGAGAAGAGUAUGGGCGUUGAAAGGGCGAAGUUCGGAGAGAAGUCAUAAUUUGAAAACAACCGAGAAGAGAGAAGGCCACACAAUAGAAACUUCCAAAUAUUUUUGUUCUCAGUGUUCCUUUCUCUCAUCAGUUAAAAUAUUUUUCAUCUGCUCAGACACAAUUUAGUGAAUAAUUUAAGAUGGAGAAACAGUUGUAGUUUCCUGAUCAGCUAAAACUUGGCAAAGUAUUCAGGCCAUUCCAUGUUGUUCAUCAGUCAGCCUUGCUGAAGUUUCCAGUGGUGGUCUCUGUCUGCCUGUUGUCAUAAAGUGUGCACAUAUAGAGCCACAUACGGAAUAAGAUGUGUAUGUGUUUUUAUGUGAAUGGCAGAGAGACAGAGCAUCACUUUGCAGGCAGCCUUGAGUCUGCAGAGCAAUAUUAGUUCAACAGAACUUUUUGUUCCUCUACAUCCUCUUUCAAAUGUAGCAUUUCAGAUGCCAUUGAAAUCUGCUGCCAGCACCAGAAAAGUAAAAAAGUCUCGGAUAGUCUUGUAGUUGAAUUUACAAAACCUUGUCACAUUCUGAAUAGUUUGGUUAUGUUACUGUUGGUUAGUUUAGAGAUGAGAGUAAAGUCACUUCUGUAGAAGGAAGGCCCAUUUUUAGAUGGUGAUUGGUAUACAUUUUAGUUCAGGUUUUUAUAAAGUUGAAAAGGCCACACCUUGUUUUUCCUGUUUUUUUUUUUUUUUUUUACUUUUGGAAAGAAGAUAACAAAAGGAAUCAAGAAAGAAAACAGAGUUGUAUAAAAUGAUUGUAUUUUGUGGCAUUAACAGGAUAGUUCACCCAAAAAGAAAAAAAAAGAAAAUUCAUCAUUCAUCAUUUAUUCAUCCUUAUGUCUUUCCAAACCUGCACGACUGCAGAACACAAAAUAUAUUAUUUUGAAAAAUGUGAUUUUUUUUUUUUUUUCCCAUAUAAUGGAAGUCAAAAUGUUGUAUCUUUGCCUACCAACAUUCUUCAAAAUAUCGUAUUUUAUGUUCCACAUUAGAAAGAAAACAAUACAGGUUUGGAACAAUAUGAGGGUGAGUAAUUGAUGACAAAAUGUUCAUUUUUGGGUGAACUAUCCCUUUAAGAUGUGAUGCCCGUCUGUAGCCCCAUAAGAUCUUUAGCUUCAUCAGUCUUACAUGUGGCUGAGUCAGUCUCAUUUGCACUCAUCAUUACUAUGGAAACCCUUCAAUUAUCUUGCUUUGCCCCAAAUAAAAAAACAGAAAGAUGGCUUCUUGAAAAGGUUUUCCCUUCCUUGUUUACAGUAAAGUGGUUUUUGACACAAUGUGAUAAACCUCACACUCAGAGCCUCAACAGGGAAGCGGUGAAGUUUGAGAGGCAUGUCAGUGUGAGAGAGACACUAUCCCAGUUCUGUCAGCUACUGUAGAUUUUCAAAGCCUAUUGAAAGUUAAGCAGGCACCUGACAACAUUAGUGUUGCUUCCUUCCCUUUUAUUUCUUAUGUAGCUCUCUGGUUUCUAUCUGCUCUCUCAGAAAACAGUUGAGAGGUAGGGGUGUGUGCGCGUGUGCGUGCGUGUGUGAGAGCUUGUCCAUUGAACCUCAAAGUUUGCCCCUGGCUCUGCUGUUAUGCCUUUCAAAUUUCAGAAUUUAAAGCACAUUAUGACUUCAGCUUGUUCACAAACCACUAAAUAACCACCAAUCAUAAUGUCUGAUCUGCUUAAGUGUACCUUGUGUUGAUAUGCGACCUUAGGGAGGGUCUUUUUGAUGUGUUUUUCAGCGUCAAAAUGCUGGCCAGUGGCCUGGUACACUGCUACAGUACUGCAUAGAGAAGGCGGAUGUUUGGAUGAAUGUUUAUGUGAGAUUUUUCUUGUUCGCAGGCUAAUGCAUUAUGUUCCGCAUUAAUAUGGAGAUGCUCUUUCUGCUUCUUUUGCCGUACCACUUUAUCCUGAAAAUGAAUGUCUGGCAGUGUCUCCUGAAUCAACCUGCAGCUUUGGUAAACAGUGUAACCUCUGCUUAAGAGCUCAACUCACUGGCCUCCUACAGUUAAAAACAGAAAACAAAAACAACAAUGUUUUAGUGCUUUUUCUGCGCAUGAACUGGAGGAGGCUGCAGAAUUACAGCAGCAGCUUUUCAGAGGGAUUAUGUACUAAACGUUAAAAGUGACUACUUUUUGUCCUUUUUUGUUUGUUUUUCUGUUUGCUUUUUAGAAAACUGUUAAAUGUUUUUCUUUUAAAAUUGCGGUAAAUCAUUGAUUUGCAUACUGGGAAACACAAUCCUGUAUGUGAUUUAAAUGGAAUAAAAUGAUAACAAACA
Ctenopharyngodon idella (grass carp) is the source of this 7004-nucleotide messenger RNA. RefSeq names its product autophagy/beclin-1 regulator 1a (gene ambra1a). The transcript is spliced from 19 exons. Gene Ontology annotation, molecular function: protein binding. The coding region runs from base 604 to 4737 and encodes 1377 amino acids. NCBI's taxonomy places the organism in Eukaryota, Metazoa, Chordata, Actinopteri, Cypriniformes, Xenocyprididae. Gene Ontology annotation, biological process: autophagy. Gene Ontology annotation, cellular component: intracellular membrane-bounded organelle. The record is from RefSeq and is a predicted model, not a curated record.